GGUGAACUUUUGCGCAUGCGCACUGAUAGAUUGCUCGCAUGACGCUCUUUAAACUGAGCGUUGCUGCUGCUGUGACUGCCACCGCUGCCGCUGGUCUCCUGGCUCUGGGUGCGGUGCGAUUUGUGUACAGAGUCCUGCGAUAGCGCAACUGUAAUUGUGGAACUACAUCUACUAGCAAUCAGUAUUGCACCUGCUCACAACCUGAAAAGCAUGAUUGCAUAGUUCUAGGGCUGUCACCAUGUCUGACUCCGACAUCCUCCACUUUCGAUUUGAGCAGCAAGGAGAUGGUGUUUUGCACAAGAUGAAUAUUCUCAGAGAGCAAAAUCUGUUUUGUGAUGUUUCUAUAUACAUCAAUGAUGCAGAGUUCCAUGGACAUAAAGUUGUUUUUGCCGCCUGCUCCACAUUCAUGAGGGAUCAGUUUUUACUGAAUCAGUCAAGGCAGGUUCGUAUCACCAUACUGCAGAAUUCAGAAGUGGGACAGAAAUUGCUUCUUUCCUGUUAUACUGGGGUUCUGGAGGUAAGGAAAAAAGAGCUUCUGAAGUAUCUGACUGCAGCCAGUUAUCUGCAAAUGGUUCACAUUGUUGAAAAAUGCACAGAAGCUCUUUCACGGUACUUACAAAGUGAGACUGCUGACAAUAAGGAAGCAUUGCAGCCAGCCAAAGAUCCUCCUUGUGAAGCUGAAAUAGGAUCCGCCAACAGUCAGGGUAAAGAUUGCGACAUCAUUGAACUGUCAGAUGACAUCCAGCUGAAUUUGGACUACCAGAUUAAGAAGGAAGGAAAUGAUCAGAGCGAUUUGCAGAGCCAUGUGUCUGAAAAGAAUGAUCUUUCUGCAGUGGACAUGGAUUAUAAAGACAAUGAUAUAUGCAUUUUCAGGAUGGGCUCUGUGUCUGACGAUGCAAACCAUGUAGCGAGUGAGCAGUUCCCCCAGCCUUGCACGUCUUCUAAAUCAAACAUGUAUUUUUCGGACACUCAGCACUCCAUGAUUAACUCUACUGUCGAAAACCGCAUGAAUGAUCUGCCAGGCAGUCCGUAUCAGAGUUUCCAGGAUGGUGGUACUCCACCUUCUGCCAUGAUGCAUGGCCUUCAAAGUCCCGCGGAAGGGACGUGCUCAUGGAGACAUCAGUGUCCUAAAUGCCCUCGUGGAUUUCUACACUUGGAGAACUACUUACGACACUUAAAGAUGCACAAACUGUUUUUGUGCUUGCAGUGUGGAAAAACCUUUACGCAGAAAAAGAACUUGAACAGACAUAUCCGUGGUCACAUGGGUAUCAGGCCAUUCCAGUGUUCUGUGUGUUUGAAAACAUUCACUGCAAAAAGUACACUUCAAGACCAUCACAAUAUCCACAGUGGGGACCGUCCAUACAAGUGUCAUUGCUGCGACAUGGAUUUUAAGCACAAAUCAGCCCUAAAAAAACAUCUUAAUUCAGUACACGGGAGGGGUGGGGGAGAUAAGCCAAACUUGGACUCCAUUACUAAAAUAACCAUAGAUUAUGAUUAGGGUGCACUGGAGAAGCUACACGUAUUGCUGAGGGAUAUUAUUAUUAUUAUCCUUUAUUAUUAUUAUCCUUUAUUUAUAUGGCGCCACAAGGGUUCCGCAGCGCCCAGAAGUGGUGAGGGACAAGAUAUCGGAUCUGGCUUAGGUCAGUGGCACAUUAUAUAGUAUUUAAUUCACCAUCAUCAGCGGCACAGUACAUAAAUGUCCUGUACCCACUUAAACAAGGCAACAAUUGUUGUUUAGUAUACACUAAAUUAAGUGUUAGGUUGUGUUUUUGCAAACUGCUGAAUUAAGACUUUCCUCUAUCUGUCAAAAGGUUUAGAUAACCCCCAUUUUUCCAGUUUUUAUUGGAAUUUAUGCAGUUCCAUGUCUGUGUACUGUAACAUGAAAGCAUAGCACAAAUAACUAGAGAUAAAACAAAAUUAUGGAAUCAUUUUAUUUAACAAAUUGUAAUCUAAAUUUUUGACAUGAAAAGUAGUCGCCUAUUGCAGAUAUAACUGCCCUACACUGUUGCAGAAGCUCCCACAAAUGUGUUGUACUUGUAGGUAGUUUGCUUUGGUGUCGCCCUUCUGUCCAGUUCAUCCCAAACCAGCUUGUUGGAGUUUUAUGCUGGAGACUGUACUGGCCGCUCUGCGAUUUGGAGCCUGCAGUAUCAUUUUGUUGUUUUCCCAGAAAUUAGCCUUGAGGUACCGUAUGUUUUGGGAGUUAUUUUCCUGUAUGAUAAACCCUUGGAUCAACUAGUCAUAGACCAGAGGAUAUUGCAUGGUGCUGCAAAAUGCUGUGGUAGCCAUCUUGGUACAGGGUUCCAGUCCCUUUGUGCAAGUCAAGUACUUGGGAUCCAGCAAAAGAGCGCCAGACCAUCAUGUUAGUUUUUUUUUUAACCUCCUAUAAAUGCACCACUUACCUUUUGUCAAAAUUCAAAGUGGUAAACUCAACUUAAAUAGCUUGUAUUUCAAUAAAAACUGGGGGUGUACCCAUACUUUUGACCUCUAGGGGUUAUGUACUAAAGGUAGAUCUUUUUAUUUAUUUGAUUUUUGUCAAUUUGAAAAUUAAUCUAAAUCGUUGUUUGUCUUCCAGUGUUAGAACACACUUAUUAAUAUUUAAAAAUGUGUUAGUAAGUGUGUUUUAGGCUCUAAAACCCAGCAUCAGUUGAGAUCGAUUUUCAUUGAAUAAAAAACUGAGAAUCGACCUUCAGUAAAUAUACCCCAUAGUUCAGUGGUUCCCAAACAUUUUUUUUUUUUUUUUUUAAAUCACGGCGCCCUAGAGUGUCGGAAUUUUUUUCACGGCAGUCCUAGGCCAAAAGUUUCUUAUUGAGAAAUUUAGAAAGAAAUGUUAAAUUAAGUAAAUUGUGUUUUGAUGUCAUCCUUGGGUUCAGUUAAGUGGUGAGGGACAAGAUUUUCUUCUGUUUGUCCAUAUGUUUUAUGUUUGGCAGCCACCAGCACUGAUUUUGCCUAUUACAUUGCCCAUAACCUUUUUUAAUUGGUCUUGGACCACCAACCCAGGGCACGGGCAUACAGUUUGAGAGCCACUGCCAUAGUGUGUAAUCACCAAAGUACACUAUUGUUUACCUACUUUAGGAUUUUACUUGCCAAAUGAAAAAAAAGAAAGAAUAAAGCUACUUUUAGUA
Molecule: messenger RNA, 3122 nt
Organism: Pseudophryne corroboree (corroboree frog)
Lineage: Eukaryota; Metazoa; Chordata; Amphibia; Anura; Myobatrachidae
Gene: ZBTB6
Product: zinc finger and BTB domain containing 6
Exons: 3
Coding region: 239-1498 (419 amino acids)
Biological process (GO): regulation of transcription by RNA polymerase II
Molecular function (GO): RNA polymerase II cis-regulatory region sequence-specific DNA binding; protein binding; DNA-binding transcription factor activity, RNA polymerase II-specific
Source: RefSeq, a predicted model, not a curated record